AUGGCAGAUUCGGAAGUGGUGGGCACCGGCGUCUCUGCUGCGACGGCCCCGGCACCGCCAUCACCGUCUCCUUUGGACGAGGCAGAGGUGCUGGACAUUGCGGCGGCCGUGAAAAAGAAGCGGAGGCAGUACCGGCACAAGAAGUUCGGCUGUACGGUGGCCGAGCAUAUCAUGAAGGCGGUGGCAUCCACCAAGGAGCGCCGCCGGCUCUCAGUGGCUGCUAUGAAGAAGAUGCUGUCGCCCAGCGGCUAUAACCUGGCCCGCAGUAACUCGCGGGUCAAUCGAACUGUGCGCAGCCGGCCUAGCAAAGGAUCGCUGGAGCAAACGGCGGGCUCUGAAGCCUCGGGCUCGGCCAAGCUUAGCAACAGUCUGGAGGAAACGACGGCAGAAACUCCCAAGAUGGUGCUAACCAAGAAGUCGAUGGCUAGGAAGUCCCGAAGGCUGAAGGCGACAAGCAGGAAGAGGUGCCAGCGGAUGAAGAGACUGGACAGGCACCGUAAGAAGUACGGCGCCGUGAAAAGGUCGACCCGCUGGAAAGCCGUCCGGGUGAAGAAGGUGCUGGCGAUCCGCCGGGUCUCGAGAAAGCCGAAGGAGGCUGCGAAGAGCCCAUCGCAGAGUGUGAACCCGACAGGUUUGGAUGUGAAACCGACUCCAUCCAAACACAAUGACUCAGACAUGAGCUGA
Hypanus sabinus (Atlantic stingray) is the source of this 684-nucleotide messenger RNA. Its product is annotated as histone H1-like. The transcript has a single exon. NCBI's taxonomy places the organism in Eukaryota, Metazoa, Chordata, Chondrichthyes, Myliobatiformes, Dasyatidae. Gene Ontology annotation, biological process: nucleosome assembly. Gene Ontology annotation, molecular function: DNA binding. Bases 1 to 684 code for a protein of 227 amino acids. Gene Ontology annotation, cellular component: nucleosome. The record is from RefSeq and is a predicted model, not a curated record.